This is a messenger RNA of Cryptomeria japonica (Japanese cedar), 687 nucleotides long. Its product is annotated as adoMet-dependent rRNA methyltransferase SPB1-like. Bases 1 to 687 code for a protein of 228 amino acids. The record is from RefSeq and is a predicted model, not a curated record. The transcript has 4 exons. NCBI's taxonomy places the organism in Eukaryota, Viridiplantae, Streptophyta, Pinopsida, Cupressales, Cupressaceae.
AUGACAGAUGAGUUUGCCAGAUUGUUCACUGUGCGGGUAGUGGCGAGGAUAUCGGAUCCAGAGGAGAUGCGGUCGUCAUUUGAUGAUGAUGAUGAUGAGGGAGGUGGAGACAAGGAGGAUGAUGAAGAUGUUGAUAAGGAGAGCAUAGAGGAAAAGAAAGAUGCUUCUACUAAGCAACCAACAUAUAACAUUGGGGUUGAAACACAAACAGACAAGGUAGAACAAGUAGAGCACUCAGUGGAAACAUUGGACAGUAGAAUGGCUACUAGUAAUAUUGAUGCUAGCACAGAGAAACCCAUAAAGACAGUAAUAGAGACAUUGACAGUGGAUAACUUAGAAAAACAAAUAGAGAAACAAGCAGAGAAACUAACAGAGUCACAGGUGGCUAAAUCAAAUGGUCAGCAACAAAAUAUUGAGCAGGAGAAGACCUCUCAAUAUGAAUCUUAUAUUGCUUCAGUCAAUGAUCCUCUUAUUUCUGCUGAAAAUGAUCCAAUUGUAGCAGUGCUUUCAGAACAACAAGAACAUGAAGUAUUGGACUAUGUUGAAGAGCAAGAUACUGUGCACAUUUCAAUGCCAGUAAAUCAACUAGGACAAGAAAAGGAGGAUAAUGAUGAUGAAGUGUUCAACUUCAUAACUACUGAACUUCCUUCUUUUUAUGAUCAAGAUGAAGAAGUUAUGCAUACAUAA